This is a messenger RNA of Alligator sinensis (Chinese alligator), 4322 nucleotides long. It is a transcript of the gene IVNS1ABP, whose product is annotated as influenza virus NS1A binding protein. The transcript has 15 exons. Gene Ontology annotation, molecular function: protein binding. The record is from RefSeq and is a predicted model, not a curated record. The coding region runs from base 1905 to 3830 and encodes 641 amino acids. NCBI's taxonomy places the organism in Eukaryota, Metazoa, Chordata, Crocodylia, Alligatoridae.
GGUGGCCGCCUUUGUUCCGGGCCGAGCCAGGGGCUCUGCUGUGCGCCCGGCACCGCGCUGGGGGGACAUGGGGGAGUGACCGCCCUUGGCUGGGGAGAGAUCCCCGCCGCCGCCGUGGGGUCGAGGGAUGCGGCGCCGCUUGCCCCUGCCCCGCCGGGGCCCCGCGUGCUUCGCCCCUCUCCCGCAUUGCCAGCGCCCUGGAGGGGGCAUUGGCCUCCUCCUGCGCCGGGGAGUGCGGGGUGGGCCCGCCUCAGCGCGGCCUGAAGCGAAGGAGCGUGCUGGAGCCCUGCAGCGCGCCCUGCCGCCCUUCAAGGUCAAGUGGUGUCCAUCCGUCCUCGGACCGACGGAUGGGCCGCGGGCAGCGCUGGUAGCUUGGACUUCGUCAGAGGGGUUGCCAGCUGGGGCUGAGGAUGGAAACCACAGAUUGGGGGGAGGGCUUUCUCAACCCGUGGGUCACGACCCAAAAAUGGGUCUCAAGAAUUAUGAAAGGGUCACGAACAAACUUAAAUGGUUUCUCCUUUAAAGGAGAAAACCAGGGCUUUUCCCUUGCAGGCUGGCAGAGCUUAUCUGCUUGGGCCCCCCUCCCCACACACACACAUUGGGGGACUGUGGCAGGGGGCAGCAGGUCAAAAGUGAGGCAUGCUGGGUGGGGACUGGCCAUCCACAUUUGCAAAUGGGCCUUGGUAUGAGAAAGCUUGAGAACUGCUGCUGUAGGUCAGGUAGCCCUAGCAGCUGAAACAUCAGGGGCCAGUCCCCAGCAUUGCUUCUGCAGGGUUAGCUGUCACCUGGCCUCCACCUACUCUUACUGUAGUAAGAGUAAGAUGUUUCAGAAGAACAAAGUGAAUGGGAUUAGCCUUUUCAGCACAAAGUGUCUACAUCUGAUUUUCCCCAAGGUGAAGUAGAGUGAAGACUGCCGAACGUCUUCUUGGUUCUGACCAUUGCGAGGUUUCUGGUGGAAUGAAUAAAAAUAAGAGCUAGAUUGUUUGCUCUUUGAUGCAGUGUGCAAAAAGACAUUGGCAGGUUUUGGGAUUGUGAGGGAGGCAGACCAGAAAUGGAGGCUGACUUUGUAUUUGUAAUGCUAGUCAAAGAGUUUGCAGUUACGAGGGAGUGGGCUUCAAUUUUCCUGAAUCCUGCUAGGACCUACAAAAUAUGAAGCCCAACGAGCAGGUGUAUUGUAUUGGCUUAUGUUUUGAAAACCAUUUUUUGCAGUCAGAAACUUAUAUUUUGAAGCUAAGGUGGUCCCACCAGGGAAAAGUAAUAGAUCAACUGCAGCCACUGGGUCCAGCUGGACUGGUGCACUUCCCAGAAGUUUGUAGAGAGGGCGUGGCUUGGCUUUUCCAGGCAGUUGUGGGUUUAGUUGUCUGUGAAAUUGUAAAGAAGCGUGGGUUAGUCUGACAAGGGAGGCAGGGCUGUGGAGCCAAGUCAGGGGAGAGCAUUGGAAUAAAUCAAAAAGAAAGCAAGAUUUUUUUUUAUAGGCUUUCUGUGAGAAGCAGCAGAAAAUAAAGGAAGAGGUUUGGAAGACAAUAUAUUAACAAAUGAGAAAAGUAUGCAAGUUAGUGGAUUGAAAACAAGAAGAGGGAAUAUACUGAAAUUAAUUCAGCAAAGAGAAUACAAUUGGGGAAAAAGUGGAGAAAUUCCAAGAAAGAAAAGUUUAUGAUGCAUUAUUACCACAGAAGAAAUUCAUGUCUAUAGCUUUUAAGGACUUGGUUACAUCAUUUUCAAGCCUGGUAGUUUUGGAAUCAUCAUUGCAGCCCAAGACGCAUCUAUCUGCAUUUCAAUAACCGUCUUCAUAUAAGAAGAUAUUGAAAGUGACGUACUGUGCUUUAAUACACCUGUAUCAUUGGAUUAUUCAAGAUCCCCCAGUUAUAAAUUUACAGUUGUAUUUAUCAGCCAAAAACAGCAAAAUGAUUCCUAAUGGGUAUUUGAUGUUUGAAGAUGAAAAUUUCAUCGAGUCAUCUGUUGCCAAAUUAAAUGCCUUGCGCAAAAGUGGUCAAUUCUGCGAUGUACGACUCCAGGUGUGUGGGCAUGAGAUGUUGGCACACAGAGCAGUCUUAGCUUGCUGCAGUCCCUACUUGUUUGAAAUAUUCAAUAAUGACAGUGAUUCUCAUGGAAUUUCGCAUGUUAAAUUUGAUGAUCUCAAUCCAGAAGCAGUUGAAGUCUUGUUGAAUUAUGCCUACACUGCUCAGUUAAAAGCUGAUAAAGAACUGGUAAAAGAUGUGUACUCUGCAGCAAAGAAGUUGAAGAUGGAGAGAGUCAAGCAGGUUUGUGGUGAUUAUUUACUCUCCAAGAUGGAUGUUCAGAGCUGUAUCUCAUACCGGAACUUUGCAAGUUGUAUGGGAGAUUCACGUUUGUUAAACAAGAUUGAUGGUUACAUUCAGGAGCAUUUGUUGCAGAUUUCAGAACAGGAAGAAUUUCUCAAACUUCCACGAUUAAAGCUUGAGGUAAUGCUUGAAGACAACGUUGGUCUGCCCAGCAAUGGAAAAUUAUACACAAAGGUAAUCAACUGGGUGCAGCACAGUAUCUGGGAGAACGGAGACAGUCUAGAAGAUCUGAUGGAAGAGGUUCAAACGUUGUACUACUCAGCUGAUCACAAGCUGCUUGAUGGGAAUCUUCUAGAUGGACAGGCUGAGGUGUAUGGCAGUGAUGAUGACCACAUUCAGUUUGUGCAGAAAAAACCACCACGUGAGAAUGGUCACAAGCAGAUAAGUAGCAGCUCCUCUGGAAGUCUUUCUCCAAAUGCCACUGUACAGAGCCCUAAGCAUGAAUGGAAAAUCGUUGCCUCAGAGAAGACUUCGAAUAAUAUCUACCUGUGUCUUGCUGUUCUGGAUGGUGUAUUUUGUGUGAUCUUCCUUCAUGGACGGAACAGUCCUCAGAGCUCUCCAACUAGUACUCCACGACUCCUGAAAAGUCUGAGUUUUGAGAUUCAACCAGAUGAUGUUAUAGAGAAGCCCAUGUCUCCUAUGCAGUAUGCAAGAUCAGGAUUGGGAACAGCAGAACUUAAUGGCAAGCUAAUAGCCGCAGGUGGCUAUAACAGAGAGGAAUGUUUGCGCACAGUGGAAUGCUAUGACCCCCAGAAGGACUGCUGGACUUUCAUCGCACCUAUGAGAACUCCAAGAGCUAGAUUCCAAAUGGCUGUUCUGAUGGGACAUCUGUAUGUUGUAGGUGGAUCAAAUGGCCACUCAGAUGACUUGAGCUGUGGAGAAAUGUAUGAUCCAGAAAUAGAUGACUGGACUCCUGUUCCAGAACUGAGAACCAACCGUUGCAAUGCAGGAGUAUGUGCUCUGAAUGGAAAGCUAUAUAUUGUUGGUGGUUCAGAUCCUUAUGGUCAAAAGGGACUUAAAAAUUGCGAUGUGUUUGAUCCUGUAACAAAAUCUUGGAUGAACUGUGCUCCCCUUAACAUUCGUCGACAUCAAUCAGCAGUAUGUGAAUUGGGUGGAUAUUUGUACAUAAUUGGAGGAGCAGAAUCUUGGAACUGCCUGAAUAGCGUGGAGCGCUAUAAUCCAGAGAAUGACACCUGGAUGCUAAUUGCUCCUAUGAAUGUGGCUAGACGUGGAGCAGGAGUGGCUGUUCAUGAUGGAAAACUUUUUGUUGGUGGAGGCUUUGAUGGUUCUCAUGCUGUCAGCUGUAUGGAGAUGUAUGAUCCUUCUAAAAACGAAUGGAAGAUGAUGGGAAAUAUGACUACUCCAAGAAGCAAUGCUGGCAUUACAACUGUUGCAAAUACCAUUUAUGCAGUCGGAGGAUUUGAUGGCAAUGAAUUCCUGAAUACUGUUGAAGUUUAUAACCCAGAAUCAAAUGAAUGGAGCCCAUACACAAAGAUUUACAAAUUUUAGCCCAUUUGAGCCCCCUUUUGAACUAACAGGCUUAGUGAUGUAAUUGUGUGUUAAUAGAGGUACACAUGUGAAUAAAGUGGGGAGGGCAUAGAAGUUGCCAAAAGCAACACAAAGCUUUUGCAUAUUGCAUAUUAUUAAUGUGCUGUAUAUAUUUGUUUUGGAAAGAAUAUAAAGAUGAAGGGUUUUUUGUGUAUUUCAGAACUUUGUUCUAGAUUUUUUUUUUUUUUUUAAGAUCUUGAGGAUUGGUAUUGCAAGGGAAACUAAACUGAUUGGGCAUAUCAUUUCAGGAGCUCCCCCCCAUGUUUGUUUUGCCAAUUUGCACAUUGAGUAAUUUUUUUUAUCAGAAUGUGUUUCUGGGACAGGAGGGUAGGGGUUUGGGGUGUUAGGCAGUUUUUUCAGGCCUCUUUCUUUUUCUCUUAAGUAACUGGAACAAUCUGUAACAAGAAGCCUUAUUUAAAUAGAUAUAAUGGCUAUUUUUUUUAUUAAAAAGCU